Nothobranchius furzeri (turquoise killifish) is the source of this 3049-nucleotide messenger RNA. The record is from RefSeq and is a predicted model, not a curated record. NCBI's taxonomy places the organism in Eukaryota, Metazoa, Chordata, Actinopteri, Cyprinodontiformes, Nothobranchiidae.
AUGAAUCUUAUUUACCAACAUAUCUUAAUUGUGUACCCUAAAGCUUUACGUCUCCGUUGUGCCCUCCAUUUUGAAUGACGCACUGGCACGUAAAUAAUCCGUAAGCGCAAAUAGCCGUUAAUGAGCUGUAGUGAAAAUAACGGUUUUAACGUUUUAUUUAUAUGUCGGUGGGUUUUACGCGCCUUUGGGACGACUACUCGGAUUUAAAGAGGUGAGUGAAAUUGAAAUAAUUUCAAAUGAGAACAUUCAGGCAGGUACGAGCCACCUUUUUGGAAAUGUUGUCCUUCUAGAGAUGUCAGACCGAGUUCAGAACGCCACCACCCGUGCUUCGCUCCGUAAACGCGUCACCUUUAAUAUGAACAGCAACAAGGUGUACAUAGCAGGGAGCCAUGUCCCCUCAACUCCAGAAACUUCUGCAGACGCUGAAGGGGUCAUUAAAGUGACCGACGAUCAGAGGAAGACCCACGUGGACGUGUCCGAACCAAACACAAGUUGUAAAAAUGUCUCUUGUUCUGUUUUUAGAAAUGUUUCCUUGUUUUGCAUGCCCACAUGUGCAACCUCCUCCUCGCCAACAAAGCACGUUUGCACUUCAGGUUCGGCCCUCUCAGCUCCAAAAUCUGCACCAGUGCAUCUGCAGAAAAGUGAUGCUGCAUCCAAAGAGUGGAAGAGCGCUGUGGGCUCUACAGCCGAGUCUGAAGUCUGUAACAAAACAGCACCUUGCUCCAAAAUGGAGAAACUCCUAGAUGUGAGACAGACGUCUGUAGCCAGCGCUAACACAGCUGAGCCGCCAGUUACACACCCACAUCCUGGUGUGACAAGCUCACUUCCUGCUCCUUACCUGAACAUCAUACCUGUCGGCACCAAGGCGCCACAGAAAGGUCGUUGCUGCAAGCCUGCAGGUCAAACGGCACAGAGCGGUAAUCUUCCUGCUAUUGGCUUAAGCCAGCUGGUCAUAGUGCUGUGUGAGGAAAAGAGGCAGGUGUUUUGUCGGCUGUGUUCAGUCAAGCUGAGUAGCUCGAGUCACAGCAGAAGCAUCGACCACUGCUUUAACUACGUGAAAAUGAAGUAUCCUGGAUGGACGGCGUCGCAGGUGGAGAAGGAGCUGAGCAGCGUAGUGGCUCCUUUAGCUGAGCUCGAGAGACGUCUUAAAUAUCUGCACCCUCAGAAAAUAGAAGUAAACCGGGGCGUGUACUGGUUCCUGGCUUCUCUCCCAGAAGACAAAGCUGUGGAGACGGUGAAAACGCUGCUGAGACAAACGCGUCCUCGUGUCUCGUCGUCCACGGGCGACACCGCUGAGACUUUGGGACUUGAAGUUUCAAGCUCAGACGACGGCGUACGUGUGUUUGAUCGUGAAGUCUCCGACGUUUGUGAUAAGCAAAUACAGACGGAUCUGAUCCAGAUAACAGAAAUGUUGAAGGAGGACGACCGUCCGGGGGAUCUUCAGAGGUCAGAUGAUCCGAUUCAGGAACCUCGCUCUUGUGUUAGCAGCGAUCAAGUUAAUCCAGAUCCAGUUCCGGGUGUUCAAGAUGAAGAAAUGAUAGAAACCGUCCAGCAGGAUUCCUUUGAUCCAGAUGCAGAAGUUAAAGACGACGUCACCGACGUGUCUGGGACUCCCCGUAAGUCCCCGACUCCCUUCCACAUCUCAGAAGAAGCAGAAACCCUCGUCGGUCCGGGGCGAUGGCGUCCACCUGCUGCUGAAACACAACAGUGGAAGAGAGAUGUGCGCCAACUGGACGAAGAACUCCUCACAAGACCACAAAAGGUUCCACGUUUUCAAACCUGCGGCCUGCAGCCGCAAACUUGUGCUGAAGCAGGACAGCAGAGCCCGUCAGGACCGAGCUACAGAGCAGAAGUAGCUCCGGAACAAGGAGCAGAACCCCGAGGACAAAGAGCAUCACAGGAAGGACCCAGAGCUUUAUUAGGGGGAAAAGCUCCGAGCUGCAGCCAUUUGUCUUUCUACCUAACAGCAGGCGGAUGUGGCUCCAGACCCGUCGUCGGUGAGCGUUUAUGUAAACACACCACCACCCGUUCCACGCAGGCACGUUUACACGGUGUGUGUUCAUCAGGCAUGGCCUCCGUGUGGGAGUGCCGGGGACUUUCUCAGGACACUUUCUUCCUGUGUGAAAGCUGUGAGGACAUCCUGUCCCACAGAGACAUCUGUCUGCAUCUGGUCAGCCGGGAUCACCAGCUCAACUACCUGUGGAGGGAACGUCCCGAGGUUCUGGAAACGUUCUGGCCGAGGGAGGAUCUGCCGUCAGAGCUGAGAAAGGAAAUUUUAAACCGCGUCGUUUGGGAAUUUGCUGUGUGGGAGCGGGACAGGGUGGACACGCCGUGUGUGCUGCUGGAACAGGAGCUCCAUCAGUUCGUUAGGACAGCUCACUACAUCGAAGGUACUGGCUUCUCGUUCAGAGUCUAUGAGGGAAACGGACUAAUUUGUGUUAAAUGUGCCUUUUUAGCUCUUAAUAUUUUGAGAUUCAUCACAAAUGAAGAGACAAGUGUCCGCCUGUCCAACAGAACCACACACCAGAAAAGCACGGCCUCUGCGUGGGAGUGUCGAGGACUUUCUCAGGAGGACUCCAACCUUCAGUAACUUGGUUAAAAUCGACUCGCUGCGAGAUUCUGUUCGUUUGUUUGCAUCUAAAGAAACAAGCAAGUUAAAAAAUAUUUUUGCACGUGGAAGCUUUUAAUUUGAGGUCUCGUUAUUUUGCAGUUUCGCACCUUGACCUCCAGUCAAGCGGUGGCAUCCAGGAACCGUUCUCACGGUUGGUUUCCAGUUGUGCAAGUUAGGAAUCUGCGACAUGGAUAAAUGUUUCUGUCUGAACUCAACAGUUCUCAGGAAACACAAGUAACGCUGCAACAGAGCGACUGAGAGCUGCGUUCCACUACUAUGUGGAACAGCAUGCACCGCUGCAGGAUUGGAAUGCAGCCUUUGUUCAGAAACCACGUAUGAAGUUAUGUUCCUGUUUUUGUUCGUCGGGAGGAUUUUUUUAUUUGUACUAAUAAAUGAGAAGAGUUGUGCAGUCAGCUCAGAUGGCUUUUCUCAACCUUC